CUGACGGAGGGAAAGCUGGCGGCGGCGGCGCAUGCGCGUUGGCAGGCUCGCUGUAUUCACGAAUCCGUACCCGUCCUUGUAAACGGGCGGCGGAGGCGGAAUGGGGCGCGAGGCGGCGUGCGCGUGAGGCCGAGGCAGCGCUGAGCCGCCCUGCAGGCAAGCGGAAACCUGGGGUGUGAUGGACAGGUGACAAAUUUUUCAUUUUGUGUCAGGGAAUCAGAAUGACUGAGUGCUUCCUGCCUCCUACCAGCAGCCCCAGUGAACAUCGCAGAGUGGAACACAGUGGGGUUCUUGCCCGUACCCCGAGCUCCGAAGAAAUCAGCCCUACAAAAUUCCCUGGAUUAUACCGGACUGGUGAGCCUUCACCACCUCAUGACAAUCUACAUGAGCCUCCAGAUAUAGUGUCUGAUGAUGAAAAGGAGCAUGGGAAGAAGAAAGGAAAAUUUAAGAAAAAGGAGAAAAGAACGGAAGGUUAUGCUGCCUUCCAAGAGGACAGCUCUGGUGAUGAAGCAGAAAGUCCUUCCAAGUUGAAGCGGUCCAAAGGAAUUCAUGUUUUCAAGAAGCCCAGCUUUUCCAAAAAGAAAGAAAAGGAUUUUAAAGUAAAAGAAAAACCCAAAGAUGAAAAACAUAAAGAUGACAAACACAAGGAAGAAAAACAUAAAGAGAAGAAGUCAAAAGACUUAACAGCAGCAGAUGUUGUAAAACAGUGGAAGGAGAAGAAAAAAAAGAAAAAGCCAACUCCAGAGCCAGAGGUACCUCAGAUCGAUGUUCCAAGUUUUAGGCCAGUGUUUGGGAUUCCUUUGACUGAUGCAGCAGACAGGACCAUGAUGUACGAUGGCAUUCGCCUGCCAGCCGUUUUCCGUGAAUGUAUAGAUUACAUAGAGAAGUAUGGCAUGAAAUGUGAAGGCAUCUACAGAGUUUCAGGAAUAAAAUCAAGGGUGGAUGAACUAAAAGCAGCCUAUGAUCGAGAAGAAUCUCCCAACUUGGAGGAAUAUGAGCCGAAUACCAUAGCCAGCUUGCUGAAACAGUAUCUACGAGAACUGCCUGAAAACUUGCUUACCAAAGAGCUAAUACCCCGCUUCGAAGAGGCGUGUGGGAAGAGCACAGAGGGGGAAAAAGUUCAGGAGUGCCAACGCUUGCUGAAGGAGUUGCCAGAGUGUAACCAUCUCUUAAUUUCCUGGUUGAUUGUGCAUAUGGACCAUGUUAUCGCAAAGGAACUAGAAACAAAAAUGAACAUCCAGAACAUUUCUAUAGUGCUCAGCCCUACUGUUCAGAUCAGCAACCGUGUCCUGUAUGUAUUUUUUACACAUGUCCAAGAGUUCUUUGGAAAUGUGACGCUAAAGCAGGUGACAAAACCCCUUCGCUGGUCUAAUAUGGCAACAAUGCCAGCACUGCCAGAAACACAGGAAAACAUUAAAGAGGAAAUCAGACGACAGGAGUUCCUUUUGAACUGUUUACAUCGAGACUUGCAGGCGGGGAUAAAAGACUUAUCCAAAGAAGAGAGAUUAUGGGAGGUACAAAGAAUUUUAACAGCCCUCAAACGGAAACUAAGAGAAGCUAAAAGACAGGAGUGUGAAACAAAGAUUGCUCAAGAAAUUGCCAGCCUUUCGAAGGAGGAUGUCUCCAAAGAGGAAAUGAAUGAAAAUGAAGAAGUUAUUAAUAUCCUACUCGCCCAGGAGAAUGAGAUCUUGACAGAACAGGAGGAGCUACUGGCAAUGGAGCAGUUUCUGCGCAGACAAAUUGCCUCUGAGAAGGAGGAGAUAGAACGCCUUCGAGCAGAAAUAGCAGAAAUUCAAAGUCGUCAGCAACAUGGGCGAAGUGAAACUGAAGAGUAUUCUUCUGAGAGUGAGAGUGAGAGCGAGGAUGAGGAGGAGCUACAGAUUAUUUUGGAAGAUUUGCAAAGACAGAACGAGGAACUGGAGAUAAAGAACAAUCAUCUGAACCAAGCGAUUCAUGAGGAACGAGAGGCCAUCAUUGAGCUGCGAGUGCAACUUCGACUGCUACAGAUGCAGCGAGCAAAAUCAGAGCAGCAGAUGCAGGAAGAAGACGAGCCAGAAAAGCGUGGGGGUGUUUCUCAGCAGCAAAGAGACAGUGUCCUGGAGACAAAAGCAGCUAAAGAGCAGUCCAAGGCAGUCAAGGAGCUAGUCAAGCCAUCACCAAACAAAGACAGGAAGGAAACUCCAAUUUGAUCAGAGUCCUUGGGUAUUCAUAAAAUCAACUGGACUUAGCAAGGACUGUGCAAUUUACUGUAAUUCAGAGGCUAAAACUGCACAAAUCUUUGCUGGCUGUGUACAUUGUGUAAAGAAUCUUGUCUUUUAAAACCCUCGAGAUUUUUGUCUCCUUCAUAAUAGUGGUUUCUGUCCAUUAGGCUCAGGUUACUUUGGAGGACAAAGCAAUUAGAGGUUGGAGGGUGCAGAGGAGUUUUCCAGCUAGUGUCAGAUUAUUGGAGACCAAUUUGUUUCAGGUGACUAUAAAUAAUUCACUAAUGGUUUUUAUUUUAAACCAGAGCAAUUAUUUGUUGUCAUCAGAUCAAAAUUGGGAGGUCUUUUCUUUCCAGUCAAUAAAAAGCAAAAACCUAUCCACAAACAUUAAUUAUUUGCCUUGUGAAUCUAUUCAUUCUCAUUCACAGUCAUUUGCUGCUUACCUGGUCACUCUUGCUUGUGCCUUUGAUACCUUUCUGAUGCAGAUUAUAUACAAACGAGCUUUAAAUUCUUUCUUGUUUGGCUAAAAUGUCUGAGACUGCAGGAGAUCAUAGUUACCUAACAAAUGCCCUAAUAACGUUCUCAUUUUACAGUUCUAAAAUGUAUGAACAUCUGUGAGAUUUGAAUUCAGUUUUUUAAGUAUGUCCCUUUGUGGUGGAAGGUGUUCAUCGAGAGCCAGUCAAGUCUUUUGGCAAUGUAGUGAACUCAUUUGCUGGUUUGUAAACCAGUGAUCCUCAUCAUCAUACUUGUGUAACACAUAUGCAGUAUUCACACUGCUAAUGCAUAACAGCAGCGUUUUCUUAGUACGGAGAAAGGGUCCAUUUUCAAGUGUUUUGAACUCUCAGUUCAGUCAAAACUCAGUGACCGAUGCUUUAGUAAUUAAAGGGGAUUGGUUAUGUUGUUUGCUUAGCUUAGAAUAAGUUAUCUUUGUCUAACCAAGCAAUAUAUUGUUCCAGCUACAGAAAUUCAAGCCAUUCAUGCUUUUCAGACAAGCCUGAUGAAAGAUGCCCAGUGGAGGGAGCAGGGUUUAGCAAUAGACAUUUUUUUCUUUAGUAACAAUAACUGUGAUUUACUUUUGGCUCAGCUAUUUAGUGCUACCAGCAAUCAAAGGCCUUCAUAAAAUUGGCAUAGUAGGGCCAUUUUUAUGUUUCAAAUGCACUCAUUUAUAUAUGUCAAAUGAAAUGAUGGUCAUGAGACUAGUCAAUAAGUAAUCAACUCAAAAAAUAUU
Gopherus evgoodei (Goodes thornscrub tortoise) is the source of this 3429-nucleotide messenger RNA. It is a transcript of the gene RALBP1, whose product is annotated as ralA binding protein 1. NCBI's taxonomy places the organism in Eukaryota, Metazoa, Chordata, Testudines, Testudinidae. Gene Ontology annotation, cellular component: membrane. The transcript has 10 exons. Gene Ontology annotation, biological process: small GTPase-mediated signal transduction; positive regulation of GTPase activity; endocytosis. The record is from RefSeq and is a predicted model, not a curated record. Gene Ontology annotation, molecular function: GTPase activator activity; small GTPase binding. The coding region runs from base 222 to 2189 and encodes 655 amino acids.